ACUCGAGUGGCUCUGACAUCGGCUGUCAAUUCGCACUUCCGACAAGCCUCACGCUUCCUCUUUUUGUAAACUGCUUGAGUCGAAUAGACGUGUAUUUCAUUUGCUGCUCACGUUUCGUGUCGAUCUGACUUAAAAUUUUGCAAAAAUGCGUUACGUAGCUGCAUACCUGCUGGCUGUCCUGGGUGGCAACGCCGCACCAUCCAACUCGGACAUCGAGAAGAUCCUCAGCUCGGUCGGUAUUGAGGCCGAUUCGACCCGCGUCACCAAGGUGGUGAACGAGCUGAAGGGCAAAUCGAUCGAGGAACUGAUCGCUUCCGGACGCGAGAAGCUGUCCUCGAUGCCGGCUGGUGGCGGCGCUGCCGCUGCUGCCCCUGCUGCUGCCGGUGGCGGCGGUGGUGCUGCUCCGGCUGCCGAGAAGAAGGAGGAGAAGAAGGAAGAGUCGGAAUCCGAAGACGACGACAUGGGCUUCGGUCUUUUCGAGUAAAAGGUUGGUAUCGUACUCCUUGUGUUCCCUCAGUACAAUUGUAUAGCUUCACCGCGUGUUUCCAAUGAUGAAUACAACGAUAUAUCACCAUCUUUCGAAUGAUGAACAGUGAUUUAACACAUUUCUCCUGAUCAAUACAGUUCCGCCUGUCGUGAAACACGUGUGUACAACUGUAAUACACCGUUCUAAAACCAA
Molecule: messenger RNA, 679 nt
Organism: Anopheles arabiensis
Lineage: Eukaryota; Metazoa; Arthropoda; Insecta; Diptera; Culicidae
Gene: RpLP2
Product: 60S acidic ribosomal protein P2
Exons: 4
Coding region: 146-484 (112 amino acids)
Biological process (GO): cytoplasmic translational elongation
Cellular component (GO): cytosolic large ribosomal subunit; ribosome
Molecular function (GO): structural constituent of ribosome
Source: RefSeq, a predicted model, not a curated record